Messenger RNA from Fopius arisanus, 5833 nucleotides. RefSeq names its product proteasome activator complex subunit 4-like. Gene Ontology annotation, biological process: proteasomal ubiquitin-independent protein catabolic process. NCBI's taxonomy places the organism in Eukaryota, Metazoa, Arthropoda, Insecta, Hymenoptera, Braconidae. The transcript is spliced from 4 exons. The coding region runs from base 334 to 5763 and encodes 1809 amino acids. Gene Ontology annotation, molecular function: peptidase activator activity; proteasome binding. The record is from RefSeq and is a predicted model, not a curated record. Gene Ontology annotation, cellular component: cytosol; nucleus.
UCAUUUAAUUUCAUUAUUCGAUUUGCUGUUAGUUUUUCCUUUGUUAUUUAACCAAGUAAUCUAUAUUAAUCGGCCUAAUCACCCCCUGGGAAUGCUCCAGCCACCCAGAGUAACUCGUCUUGCAUCGAUUAAAUUGGCAGGUGACAGCUGCCUUUGUCUCCAACAAUCACCUGAUAAAAUAUACAAUUAGUCAAGUAUGGCGGACACCAGUGGGACAUGACUCGAUGAAAAAUGAAGCAAUAAGCAAGUCGUCGUGGAAUUAAUCACCAGAGCAUCAUUAACACUCCUCGGUGAUCAACGUACGUUUGGACAUCGGUAUUUUAUUUCGACACAAUGAAUACGUUAGUGGAAAAAUUUGUGCAUAGUCAGCCGAUGGAGGAGAUCCUCGGUAAGGAUGAGGAGGACGAUGUCACCAUGGAGUCAUCCACCGAGAGUCUAGGGCUUGAGUUCCAGAUGACGAAUAAGUACAAUAAAUUAUUACCUUAUGCUGAUGAGCUCAAUGCAGAGGCUAUGUGUCUUCUUGGUGAGAUCAAGGGACAGCUGGGGAACGCUGUGGCCUUGAGGAAACUCGACCCUGACUGUGCUUAUGCUACGAUGAAGCUCCAGGUUUACAUGAAGCUGUACAGCUUGAGAUUCACCAAGGAGGAUCACAUCAUGUUCGUCAAAUUGAUGUACGAGUUGUCGACAAUUCCUGAUUUGGAUUCGUCUCUGUUGGAUAUUUUUGGUUCCACUCUUGUUAAUCUCCUCAAGAAGACCAAACUCCUGACUCCCAGUGACCUGGAAUUACCCUGGAGACCUCUGUAUCACCUCAAGAAGAGGCUCCUGAAAGUCAGUGUGUCGUCGUCUGGAAUGCAUCGUCCACUUCCUGGACUCUCCAAACUUCUCAACAAUCUUAUUAGUUUAGCGAAAAAUUAUUUCCCAGUGUCAGCCACUCAGGAAAUUCUCGACGAGCUCCGUCCCUACAUCUGCCCACUGGACCCCUCAACCAUGACAAGAACGAUGAACGACUUCAACAACUUCCUGCCGGUCCAGCUGCCCCCGGAACACCACGCCUCAGGAUUUCACCUGUGGUUCACCGAAUUAAUGAGCCUCUGGGAUACAUACCACAACGCCGGGGCAUGGCAGCAAUCGAUGAUGUGGCUGAUGGCUAAACUCGCCUCCAAGAACGUCGGCUACAUCGACUGGACCCCGCACAUUCCCCUGAUGUUCACCAGGUUCAUCCGUUGCCUGAAUUUAUUAGUUUACUACAAAGACAUUCACUGUGGAAAAUUCCACAAGAUGGAUACGCAAUCGAUAGCUCUGUGGAUCGUAUCAAUCCUAGGAAAUGACUCCCCAGGUCAAUUCCAUCUGGAGAAACUCCUGAAGACAGUGGAGACGUACUUCUACCAGGCGAAUACAGGCCCGUGGGUGGACAAGCUGAAGGAUCUUCUCAGCAAAUUGGCGACGCAAUUCGUGUACCGUCUCAACGCCGAGAGAUACCCCAGGACAACCUGGGAGACACCCAUACCCGAUUCCCACAAGCUGACGGACGCCGACGUCGACGCCUUCGUUACGUCGAUGAUGCCAGUUGCCAUGACAGCGAUGUUCGGACAGUCAAGCAUCAACGCAACGUUCACUGUCUUCAGACUCCUCGCGACAAUUCGUCCCAACAUGGUAAUACCCCACGUAAUCGAGAGAAUGUUCUCCACCCUGGACUCCCUCACGGAACCCCACAAAUUAACCGCCUCCAUGGCAGCCGUCACUGCUGUAGCCCGACCCCUUCUCCAAGGACGAAGAAACGUCAACACCGGUUACACGUACAACGAAGGCCCAUCCCGAGUUAUUCCUCUGCUAAUGUCAUCCCUUCCAGGGAUCGAUGGUAACGACCUGGUGAAAUCAUUUGCCACCUUCAGACUGAUCUCAGUGUUCUCCACGAUGAUUCCCCUGACAGACUCAUCCCGAGCAAUCGGGGAGAACAUCCACGAGGACGAGAGGGAGGUAUGCGAAGAGACUGCGCAGUUUGAGGACUUUUUCCUCCAGUUUUUGGAGAGAAUUUUCUCGUUAAUCGAGUCGAGUACCCUGGACUACGUCUCCCAUGAGACCCAGGAAAACGAAGGUAAAAGUAAAGUGGAGGGACUCGUAGAGAUGGCCCUGGCGUCGGUCUGCACGAGACUUCUCCGUAGGACAAGCACUGAUAUUUAUCAAUCAGCGCUGCACAAGCUCAGGAUUUUUGUCACGGAGAAGGUAUUCGAGACGAGGAUCUCAGGGCCACUGGUGGCUUCCCUGUGCAGGAGUUUCUCAAGGAUCAAUGGCAGGGAAACCCUGAAGGCUCUGCUACCGACUCUAGCUGAGACAAUUCAAGAGCUCGUUGAGGAGGGAGAUGCUGCCAAAGAGGAGAAUCUUGAUGACAGACUGCUCUAUGCUCUCCUCCUGGUCGCCAACAUCACGGACACGAGGGGACACGACCUCAUGCCCCACGUGGAGACCCUCAUAGCGAUCCUCGACAAGACCCUCCACCUGAAGUCCAGAGAAGGCUCAAAGCUCGCCUCCAGGAUUCUCAGGUUCAUGUUAAUCUCCCUCUCCCAUACAGCUGUCUUCUACAAUUGCAUGUAUAAUGGAAAGGACUACAACGAUCCUGACUAUCCCCACGUCCUUGACUGGGGCCAGGGGGCAGACAUCGACGAGAUGGAGCUGCAGUGGUAUGUCCCUGGGGAGGAGGAGAUUGCCAUGAUCCAGAAGAUCUUCAACAGGUACCUCCCAGUGGAGAUUGAGAGGAUAAAGGAGUACGUGGAGACAGGCAAUUCGAUCACAAGACAAGAGUUGAGGACGAGUUUGAAUAUUAUAGCUGGAAUAAUCGAGGGCUGCAUCGCCUUCCUUCCACUGCCAGAGGACGACACCAAGUGCAGCAAGCACGAAUUAAUUCCUACCCUGGGAGUAAAGGGUGAAGUGACGAUGCCAGACGGUGGAAAUGUACGCCAGCAGUUGGUGAGAGUUGUCUGUUCACUCCAGGAAAUGAUGCUCAAAUCGUCUGAGGAUGAUACCAAAAGUUUGAAGGUUCUGCCGAUGAUCUGGAGUUUUCUGCUGUUGGGGCAGUAUCGUUAUGUGGACAGCUAUCGCCGGCACUCAACCGCCAUGAAGAUCCUCAAGGUCGACCUGAGGGACGAUCUAAUAAAGAAGAGGAAGUACCUGGCUGAGUACAUCGUGGAGAGAGCUGAGCUCCAGCACGAGAUGAGAAUCUACGCGAGAUUUUACUGUUUCAGAGCCAUCCACAAGGACAUAAUCCUCCAGUUGUUCAAUCUAGCUACCAGCAUGUAUGCAGACGUCAGGAAAACUCCUCAGGACUUGUUGUUCAUGGCGCACACGUAUUUCUCAGACAGUUAUAAAUCUCUGGAGCCCCACCUCGUGGAGAUGCUGGGGAGAAACCCAGAGGAGCACCACGAGGGCCACAAGGGACUGCUUUACCUUUUGCUGGGUCCCAGGGAAGGUGCCCUCGUCAAUACGAGGGACUGGAGCUUCCUGAGGAGCCUCUGGCCAGCCCUCGUCAAGUCCAAACCCUCAGAGAAGCAAUCCAUCAUCAAACUGAAGAAGAGUGUCACCGACACCAUCUUCAGUGGCUUCCAGAAUUUCUCAAUUAAGCUCAACGUCCCUGAAAAAUGUGUAGAGCUUGCCCUGGAGAUGUGGGAGAGCUCCCCUCGACCCUCGAUCCCUCGACCCACCGAGGGGCAGAUCCAGGUGGGGCUAGAAGAGCUGAAGCAGCUGGAGACUAAAAACAUCGAGAAUUAUGAGGGCCUCAUGGAUGCCAUCGUCAGUGCAAUCGAGCACAACUGCCACUGGCGGCAGAGGUCAAUGGGUAUGAAAAUCCUACGUGACCUCGCCCACUCUGAGAGGAAUUACACCCUCAGGGCCAUCAACUACUUCCUCAACGCUCUCCUCCACGACUCCCUGGAGGAACGUAAAAUCGCCAUUCCCACCAUGGUGACUAUCCUCAGGCAACUCAAGAGGAAGCACAAAAAAAUUGAGAUUGAUCCCCCGAAGAUGUCGUGCCAAAUACCAGGAAUACGAGAUGACAAUCUGUUUCUCCAGUACAAUCACUCGACACGUCCUCUGACUGAGGAUCAGUGGAAUGAAAAUAGAUACGUUCACGCGCCCUACGUUGGUUUUUACACAUGGCCAAAGAAACUCGAAAUGUACGCACCAGCUCCCUGUCAACCCCCCCUGGGCCCCACCAGGAAGAUGAGCCCCUCGGAGUUGCUGGUGGAUCGCUUCAUCAAGGAUCCCAGCCACAUCACCAGGUUAAUUAAAUUCCACAGCCUUGAGGAUCGAAAGGGUCGUGACAAAUUCAAUGGAUUACGAUUUCAAUUGUACAAAGGCAUCUUCAGAAAUCAUGGGGUUGACAUCCUAGACAUUUUUAUUCCCCACCUGUUGAAUCUGGUGACACAGAAGCAGGAGGCCAGUCAGCUGUGUGCAGCUGAACUGAUAGCAGGUGUUAUCAGAGGCUCCAAGCACUGGGAGUUCUCGAUGGUAACGAAAAUGUGGGACCAGAUGCUUCCAGUUAUCAGGAUAGCCCUGGAGAACGUGACACCUGAGACAUCGAGGGACUGGGGUAAUUGCUUUGGUCAGAGCUUCAGGCGAAGGGAUCCCAACAGACAUCACUGGCUGCUGGAGUGCCUGAUGGAGGAGCCAGCGAUAGCAAACACCACUGCGUCCUUCCUGGAGUGUCACAGACUCUUCAUCCUCCAGGCAUCUCUUGUUAAUCAGUCCUGGAGGAUAUCUGAGCCCUGCGCGAGGCUUCUGGAGAGGGUGGAGAAGCGGUUGCUUGCUGAUCCCUUUCAGAAUGUCAGGGAGAGCAUGGGGAGUCUCCUGACACUCAUAUUCUCGACUGAUUACCACAAGAUCAGUCCAGAGGCUGAGAAAAUGUGCCCCAGGUCCAAGGAGUUUAUGAAUCGUGUUCUGCCACAGCUAUUGGGGCUCUCUGAUAUCGAUGCUACUGAUCUCGAGGCGAGAAAAACUGAAAUCGGCCUUCUGAAGACUGUGUGCAAGUGGAUUGUCGCUCAUUCAUUCACCAGUGAUCAGGGAAAUAUUCCUGAAUCCACAAAAUUGUUGACUGUUUUCUGUCAAGUGGAGAACUGCGAGGGCGAUGAUGAGCUCAGAUUCAACUGCAAUAGGGCCAUUUCUGCGUUUGCACAGACCCAGGCAUUACCUGAGGAGAUGGACAUGAUCCUCGGAGAUGUAGAGGCUGUAUUCAAGGAAAGCUCGUGGUCUGCCAAAAAUUCUUGCCUCAGUUUUCUCGAGGUAUUUGUUUUUUACAACAUGGGGGUCAUCCUCAGCAAGGGUGAGUGGGUCGCCAGGAUCCAGGGAAUUGUCCUCAGGAUGCUCGAGGACGAGAGGGUCGAGGUCCGGGAGAAGGCUGGACAGGUACUCUGUGGACUACUCCACUGCACUUUUCUUCCUGAACCUGAGGCACUGCUGGACGAGUUCAAAUUGAAGUCGAAGAUUAAGAUUAAAAAAAAUGAUGAUCUGAGGUUGAGACACGCUGGAGUUCUUGGACUGUGUGCAUUCGUACGAGCACAUCCUUAUGACGUACCAAAAUAUGUGCCUUUUAUCUUCGAGUACCUCAAUUAUCGUCUCAAUGAUCCACAGCCAAUUCCGACGACAAUAAGGAAUACACUAGGUGAUUUCAAGAGGACCCACUACGACGGAUGGGCCUUACAUGCCCAAUCUUUUACAGAAGAACAAUUGGGCAUUCUCCAAGAUCUGAAUGUCCCUCCAUCCUAUUACGCAUGAUGGUGAUUCAUUUUAUAUAAUUAAUUGUACUGUAAAACUUAAUAAAAAUAAAUACUUUAGUUUAAAUUGA